AUGGGAAAUCAACUGGAUCGCAUCACCCACCUGAAUUACAGCGAGCUGCCGACCGGGGACCCCUCGGGGAUCGAGAAAGACGAGCUGCGCGUCGGGGUGGCUUACUUCUUUUCGGAUGAGGAGGAGGACCUGGACGAGCGAGGCCAGCCAGACAAGUACAGCGUGAAGGGCUCCGGCAGCCCUGGCCAGGAGACGCCCACCCACCACCUCCACCACCAGCUGGUGCUGAACGAGACCCAGUUCUCCGCUUUCCGCGGCCAGGAAUGCAUCUUCUCCAAGGUCAGCAGCGGCCCCCAGGCUGGGGACCUCAGCGUCUACUCGGUGUCAGCCCUGCCUGCCCUCUGCAAGCCGGGGGACCUGCUGGAGCUGCUCUACCUGGGGCCGUCGGAGCACCCGCCGCCGCACUGGGCAGUGUACGUGGGCAGCGGGCAGAUUAUCCACCUGCACCAGGGGCAGAUCCGGCAGGACAGCUUGUACGAGGCGGCCGCGGGCAACGUGGGCCGGGUGGUGAAUAGCUGGUAUCGCUUUCGCCCGCUGGUGGCUGAGCUGGUGGUGCAAAACGCCUGCGGGCACCUGGGCUUAAAAAGCGACGAGAUCUGCUGGACUAACUCCGAGAGCUUCGCCGCCUGGUGCCGCUUCGGGAAAAGGGAGUUCAAAGCCGGGGGGGAGCUGCAGGCUGCUGCCGGCACCCAGCACCAGCAGCAAUACUAUCUCAAGAUCCACUUGGCGGAGAACAAGGUGCACACGGUGAGGUUCCACAGCCUGGAGGAUCUAAUACGCGAGAAGCGCAGGAUCGAUGCCAGUGGCAAACUGAGGGUGAUCAAAGACCUGGCUAUAGUGGAUGGGAAAGAAUAG
Messenger RNA from Gavia stellata (red-throated loon), 855 nucleotides. It is a transcript of the gene LRATD1, whose product is annotated as LRAT domain containing 1. NCBI's taxonomy places the organism in Eukaryota, Metazoa, Chordata, Aves, Gaviiformes, Gaviidae. The record is from RefSeq and is a predicted model, not a curated record. The coding region runs from base 1 to 855 and encodes 284 amino acids. The transcript has a single exon.